GACAGCACACAGCGAAGAGACCCCACGCCAGCCAAGCCGACUGACGACAACCUCGACUUUGGACGAUUUAAAGCCACGAAGACGAUCGCCGAGUAUCAAACCGCGCGGAAUAUCCCUGAAUCACUACAUACCACUUGAUAAUCUCGUUCCGCGACGCAUACCGGCAUCAUGAGACCUCUUACCGAGACCGAGACGAAGACGCUCUUCGACAAGCUCGCAAACUACACGGGUGCCUCCCUGAAGCAACUCAUCGCCCCGAGGGAAGAUGGCGAUCGUUAUGUCUUCCGCUUGCACCGGGAUCGCGUCUAUUAUGUGCUCCUGAGCAUUGCCAACCUCGCCACCUCGAUUGCCCGCGACAAUCUGCAGUCUCUCGGCAUCUGCCUCGGCAAAUUCACCAAGUCUGGAAAGUUCAGAUUGCACAUCACAGCCCUUCCCAUUCUUGCCGAGCACGCUCGCUACAAGAUCUACGUCAAACCCAACGGCGAGAUGCCCUUCCUGUACGGCGGCAACAUUGUCAAGGCCCACGUGGGCCGGUGGACCGAGGACUGCCCGGAGCACCAGGGCGUCGUGGUCGUCUCGAUGAACGACACGCCGAUCGGCUUUGGCGUGACCGCGCGCAGCACCGCAGAGGCCAGGAGACUCGACCCCACAGGAGUCACCUGCUUCCGGCAGGCCGACUGCGGCGAGUACCUGCGUGACGAGGACACGCUUUUCGCUGGGCAGUAAACACUUUCCGGUUUAGGCGGCUGGGGCUGAGCCAUUUGGAUGGCCUAGGGGUAGGAAACACAAAGAGAUGGCAGGCUCGAGGGGCACAGAAGAAAAAAAGCACCCAGUGCAUAUGGGCGACUUGCUGCUUGUCAUAAUAGCACAGAACGGAGUAAUGGCGUUCCUGGGAAAUUACUUGCAUAUAGCACAACACAUUCGGCAUGUUAAAGGCUGUGCUCAGAUGCACGCAAUGAGAUGGUGAAACGCGGUGC
Microdochium trichocladiopsis is the source of this 977-nucleotide messenger RNA. RefSeq names its product 60S ribosome subunit biogenesis protein NIP7. Gene Ontology annotation, cellular component: preribosome, large subunit precursor; nucleus; nucleolus. The record is from RefSeq and is a predicted model, not a curated record. Bases 169 to 726 code for a protein of 185 amino acids. The transcript is spliced from 3 exons. Gene Ontology annotation, biological process: ribosomal large subunit biogenesis; ribosome assembly. NCBI's taxonomy places the organism in Eukaryota, Fungi, Ascomycota, Sordariomycetes, Xylariales, Microdochiaceae. Gene Ontology annotation, molecular function: RNA binding.